Molecule: messenger RNA, 1155 nt
Organism: Rasamsonia emersonii CBS 393.64
Lineage: Eukaryota; Fungi; Ascomycota; Eurotiomycetes; Eurotiales; Trichocomaceae
Exons: 4
Coding region: 1-1155 (384 amino acids)
Molecular function (GO): GTP binding
Source: RefSeq, a predicted model, not a curated record
AUGGACCGGGAUCGACGUCUCCGCGAUAGAGCCUCCAGGCUUGACGCUCCUCACCCAUAUUCCCGGACUCCCCACUCUCCAAAUGGAAUGUUGACCGCGAGAGAGGAACAGAUGAUACCACCGACGUCCAUGCCUCCAGCGCCAGACUCGAUGGAACCAUCGGCUCAAAUCACGCCCGACGAUAUUGUCAUCGCCGUCAUGGGCGUCACCGGGGUGGGCAAAAGUAGCUUCAUCGCCCAUCUUGCCAAAGAUCCGUCGACUCUGACUGUCGGGCACUCCCUGGAGGCAUGUACGAGCAAAGUGGGGAUCCAUGAAUGUGUCUCCAAAACGGACAAGCGACUUUUCCUGAUCGACACCCCCGGAUUCGACGAUACCCACAAGAGCGACACCGAUAUCCUCCGGGAGGUUGCAGACUGGCUGCAACGGGCCUAUCAAAACCGAAUCCUGCUCUCCGGGAUUAUCUAUUUGCAUCGGAUCACCGACGUCCGCAUGGGUGGUUCUGCGAUGAAGAAUCUGCGCAUGUUCAAGAAACUCUGCGGGGAUAAUGGGCUGGCCAACGUCGUCCUGGCGACGACGAUGUGGUCUUCCGGUGUCGAUGAGAAGACGGCUGUGUACCGAGAAGAGCAGCUCAGGACGCAACCGGACUUUUGGGCCAAGAUGGUGGAAAAAGGGAGCAAGAUCUUUCGGCAUGACCGGGGCGCUGCAUCAGCCACCGAGAUCGUUGACUACCUCAUCUCCCGGAAGCAGACCGUCGUCUUGGACAUCCAACGGGAGCUGAAAGCCAUCUCCCGGCGGGACCAGCAAUACCAACGAGAAAUCGAAGAGAUGAAACGGGACAUGCUCGGGCUCCUGAAGCAAAGUGAGGUAGAUAAGGAGAAGCUGCGCGCCGACAAGGAUGAAUUGCGCCGCCAGAUGGAGCGCGAAGAGUACUUGCGGAGACAAGAAGCGCGAGCUAAGGAGCGCGAGGUCGAGGACUUGAGGAGGAGAGUGGCCCACAUGGAACAGGCGGCGGCGAAGACCGGGAGAACAGACCCCGGCGCCGGCUAUAUGCAGCUUUUAUCUCAUGAAUCAACAAGCAAUGAUCCAGGAUCUCAACCGUCGGCUCGAUCAGCGAGAGAGGGAGGUGGCUGCGUUGAGGGCCGAGAGAGAAGAUAG